Molecule: messenger RNA, 2274 nt
Organism: Topomyia yanbarensis
Lineage: Eukaryota; Metazoa; Arthropoda; Insecta; Diptera; Culicidae
Product: facilitated trehalose transporter Tret1-like
Exons: 6
Coding region: 462-2009 (515 amino acids)
Biological process (GO): transmembrane transport
Cellular component (GO): membrane
Molecular function (GO): transmembrane transporter activity
Source: RefSeq, a predicted model, not a curated record
ACAGAAACGCAUGCUUUGUUGGUGUGACUGUUUGCACUGACUGUUAACAUUCGGUUAUACGGCGGUUAGUAUUGUGAUUGUGACAUCAGCGUCGUGACGCGACCAACGAUCGAUUCUGCGCACUUUUCUGCCAACAGCUGUCACUAUAGGUGGUGGUCAUGGACGCUUGAUGGCGUUUUUUUAGUCGUAAGCUGCAUAGAGCAGCAUUUGCCUACAAUCGUUAAUUAAUUAUUCUCAAACUGACUGUUUCGUUGAUAUGUGCUGCUUCACGUGACAAAUUCAAAGUGAUUUUCUAGUUCGUCGGCUGCUGGGAAAACAAGUUGCGAUUUUGAUUGGCUAAAGUCGAGCUCGCGAAUCAUGUGUUUGUAGGAUUUGUCUUGAAACCAGUGACGUCGUUGACUGGCGCAAAUGAUAGCAGCUGAGACGAGUCGGCUAGCGUGUAUCUAUUCCGUUCAGUUGUAAUGGCACCCACCGAGAAUGGACUACGAUACGGUUCCGGGAAGUUAACAUCGGAGGAGCCGGCGAAGAGAACCGACGUCGAUUUUGAAGCUCAACCGCUGUCUACGGAUGUACCGCAGGAAUCGGUGGCCAUCAACAAAAAGUUAUCCUGGCGAGAUGGCUAUCCACAGAUUUUUGCAGCAGUCCUUGUGAAUCUUUUGGUCGUACAGGCUGGGAUCAAUAUGACCUAUUCAGCUAUUCUGUUGCCGCAGCUAUCCGAACCGGAUAGUCCGAUUCAAAUCGAUAAAGACGAAGCAUCGUGGAUAGCCAGUGUAGUGACGAUAGCGUUACCCUUGGGUUCGCUCGUAGUCGGACAACUGAUGGAUCAGUACGGGCGGAAAAGGGUUUGCCUCGUGACCUGUUUGCCUUUCGCCAUCGGAUGGGCGCUGAUUGCAAUCGCUCAGAAUGUAAACGUGAUCUAUGUCGCUAGGAUUAUUCUGGGUAGUUCUGGUGGGCUGACGACCGUCGCGUUGGUGUACGUAAGCGAGCUGUCGCACGUUUCGAUGCGGGCAAUGUUGCUCUGUUUGAACAGCGUUUUCGUUUCGUUUGGAAUUUUACUCACUUGCAUUUUGGCCUUAUUUUUUGACUGGCGAGUGAUGGCGAUAAUUUACACGGUAUUCUCUAUAGCUACUUUUUUCCUAAUCAUGAACAUACCGGAAUCUCCCUACUGGAUCCUAACUUUUACAAAGAAAGAACCGUCAGAAGUGCGAAAGGUUAUGAACUGGACCUAUAGAAAUAAAGCAUUGGCCGAGCAACAGUAUCGUCAGCUUAUCUCAACUGAACGUAGUUCUCAACGGCUGGCAGUCAAUUCAAGUGCCAUUAAACCAUUCUCGCUCAAAUUGUAUCUUCAUCCACGGGUGUAUCGUCCGCUCUGGACUUUGCUGUUGCUGUUCCUGUUUCAGCAGCUAUCCGGUGCCUAUGUUCUGAUCUUCUACGCGUUGAAUGUGUUCAUGGAGAUUGGUGGUUCCCGGACGGCGGGCUUUAACAAGUACAAUGCUCUGGUAAUUCUAGGCGCGAUUCGCUUUAUCAUGUCGAUCCUCACCUCGGGAUUCUCUCGAAAGUACGGUCGAAGGCCACUGCUCAUCAUCUCCGCUAGUAUAAUGGGAAGUUUCGCCACGCUGGCAGCGCUGUACAUUGACUUCAUUCGUAAACCCGGACGUGAAACCAGUCCCACCUUUGGAAGCUAUCUGUUACUGGUCUGCGUACUCGGAUAUGUUUGUUUCAGUGCCUUAGGCUACCUGGUAAUCCCGUGGACCAUGAUUGGCGAGAUUUUGCCGACCGACGUCAAAGGUAAACUCGGAGGACUGAUUGUGUCGGUGGCCUACGUACUGAUGUUCGCUGUCGUGAAGGCAUUCCCGUACCUGCUGGAGAUGGUGGCGAUGCAGGGAAUAUUCUACCUCUAUGCUAUUUCCUGUUUUGCUGGGGUGAUUUUUGUCUACGGCUGGGUUCCGGAGACGUUCGGGAAAAGUUUCCAGGAAAUUGAGCAAUACUUUGUGAGGAGUAAUAAUUGACAAGCAAAGCGUUGAAAGUAACACGGUAGUACUUAUCGGACGUAUGGAAAGAUGUUCAAAAUAUUGUCUUCCAAAUAUAGAAUAACUAGUUUAUAGAUAGCUCAGCUGGGAUAGAUUGUCUGUCUGUAUUAUCAGAUAUGAGAAUAAAUAAUCACAUGUCAGCCAGUAAUAGAAGGUGCGUAUGUGUUUGAACUUGCAACGAUUUGAACACAUUUGGUAUUAUACUUACCGUUCAGCAGUAACAAAUAAAAUUUUUAUAAAUAUG